This is a messenger RNA of Verruconis gallopava, 1860 nucleotides long. RefSeq lists its product as uncharacterized. The record is from RefSeq and is a predicted model, not a curated record. Bases 51 to 1829 code for a protein of 592 amino acids. Gene Ontology annotation, molecular function: tRNA (uracil(54)-C5)-methyltransferase activity, S-adenosyl methionine-dependent. NCBI's taxonomy places the organism in Eukaryota, Fungi, Ascomycota, Dothideomycetes, Venturiales, Sympoventuriaceae. The transcript has a single exon. Gene Ontology annotation, biological process: tRNA processing.
CGAAGAAAUUCCGCGCCGUCUUUUGAAAAGUAUUCCAGCAUAUCAUAUUGAUGCCAUUAAUCAGAACCAUUCCGUCGUUUCUCGCACGUCGAGAUUCACUACGCACGCUGAGAAGAAUGGCAUCCUCCGCCACCACUGCCUCAGCAACUGUCGAAAGCAAUGGACACAAGAGACGUCCUUUCGGUCAGAACUUCCGGUUUAAGAACAAAAAACACAAAAAACAGGAGAAUGCAGUCAAGCAAGGGUCGCAUGACGAAGUCCUGUUGUACGAUGUCCAGGCUCUUCUGAAAAGAUUUUCAAUGAGAGAAUCAUCGCCGAGCGGGAACCUCGAGCAAAACGGAAACUUGGAAACAGCAUCAGCUGCACUACCAGAACCAGACUCGGAAAUCGAACUUACCGUAACUGAGCUAUCGUCUACUGGUGAUGGACUGGCUUACGAUCCUAAAACACAGCAUACCUAUGUUGUGCCCUUCACUGUCCCCGGAGAUCGUGUGAGGGCGAAAGUCCUGACGCACCAGAAGCAAGAAGGAUAUUCCUUCACAGACCUGAUCGCGGUCAAGGAGCCAUCAGAAAACCGAGAUGAUUCGUUGAUCAAAUGCAAGUACUUUUCAAAGUGUUCAGGAUGCCAAUUCCAGAUGAUGCCGUACAAGGAUCAGCUAGCACACAAGAAAACGAUCGUGGAGAAGGCGUACAGGAACUUUUCCGAUUUGGACCCGGCUCUAGUGCCUCCUGUGGGCGACACGAUCGGUUCGCCGCUGCAGUAUGGUUACCGCACGAAACUUACGCCGCACUUUGACGGUCCGCCAGGAUGCCGGAGGGACAGAAGACAAGGCAUAAAACCCACGUGGCCCGCAGUUCCACCCAUUGGCUUCAUGCUAAAAGGCACGCGACAUACAAUUGACAUAGAAGACUGUCCAAUCGGCACAGACGCAGUCAGGCUGGGGAUGAAAAAUGAGCGCUCUCGCGUGGCGCGAGAAAUCGACACUUACACCCGUGGCGCGACGCUGCUUCUGCGCGAGGACACGACGAGGAUACGGAAGUUGGACGCGAACGGGAAGCCCAGCGCCGCGGUCGAGAAAGCCAGAGCAGACCCGAACGUCAUCAUAGAAGACUACCCGGAUCACGUCCACGUGAAGUCGUGCGUCACGGACAGCAACGCCAAGUCGACCGAGUUCGUGGACGACUUCGUGUUCGAGAAUCCGGCGGGCUCGUUUUUCCAGAACAACAAUUCCAUCCUGCCCCCCUUUACCCAGUACAUCCGCGAUCACGUCCUGCCCAGGGAUCCCGACCCAGCCAAGCCGGCGCUCUCGUACCUCAUCGACGCCUAUUCCGGCUCCGGUCUCUUCACCAUAACCCUCUCGCAGAUGUUCAAAAAAUCUAUAGGCAUCGACAUCUCUCCCCAGUCGAUCGAGUUCGCAGGCAGGAACGCCAUGCUGAACAAGCUACGCAAGGACCAAGCGUCGUUCAUGGCGGCCGACGCGGGCGCGCUCUUCAAGAACGUGACCUUUCCGGCCGACGAGACGGUGGUCGUCAUCGAUCCGCCCAGGAAAGGGUGCGACGAGAAUUUCUUGAGUCAGCUUAUGAGAUUCGCGCCCGAACGGGUGGUGUAUGUCAGUUGUAAUGUGCAUACGCAGGCGAGGGAUGUGGGCAUGCUCGUCGGUGGCAUGGAGGGCGUCAAUGACGGCAAAGGCAUGUAUGAAAUCGAGAGCCUGAGAGGCUUUGACUUCUUCCCGCAGACUGGGCAUGUGGAGGGUGUCGCUGUGCUGAAGAAGCGAUCGAAUGGCAAGUCGGAAACGGUAGAAAAGGUAGAGGAUAGCACAAAGACGUGAUAGUCGGUAAUGGAAUCGAUUUGUUCUACGG